CGGGGUUCUGGACUUGAACAUAAGGUUGGUUUUUUCUGCCAAAUGAGACGAGCCGCGUGCUGAGGUGUCGUCGAGGUAAAAAACCCAAACGAUGUCGAGCAUAGAACUUGUUGGAUUAACGAGUGGCAAGCAUUUGGGAGAUGAUGAAGCAGCCGCCAUAUGCCCUUUACUUACACCCUCCACCCCCAUCGGUGAACAUCCGCUAGCAGAUUCGACGCCUCCAGUUUUGGCGUACGAUGUGGAGAGGGAGCCAAUCAGCAUUAACACAGCAGUGCUUAGCACGUUGGGUCCGGAUGCAGCAAAAUAUAUCGAACCAGGAAUCGAUGUCUCGCCUCCGAUCGAUAUACCGGGAGGAGGCAAGAGAGCAGAGCUCGGCGCCAGCUUACAAUCUUCCGAUUCAAGUAGCUCUGUUUUGCACGAUACAAGCUUCCUGACAACAUGCCAUUUUAUGAAUGACGCCAACUUCCAGGAGAACGGGAGUGUAAAGCCAAGCUACUACACAUUCCAGCUGGGCAACGGGAAGGUACCGGAAUACGGGUUCAUAUCGUGGAAUUGGCCGCUUAUCCGGAAGUUGUGGUUCUGCGGCCUCAUCUCCUCCAUGGUAGCUUGUCUCUGCACCGUUAUCAUGUUCAUCUCCGUGGUGCCCACUUCAUGUGACCCACCCAAAGAGUGGUACCAGGGCUCGCUCUUCUACGAGAUCUUCCCCGCCUCCUUCAAAGACACCAAUUCCGAUGGGGUCGGUGACUUGCGCGGUAUUAGAACACGAAUUCCGUACCUCAAAUCUCUUCAGGUGAAAGCAGUGCGUCUGAACUCAAUUUUCGCGGCGGACCACUACCCGGACUUCUACGAGAACGUAAAGAACUUCUCGCAGGUGGACCGGAGUAUCGGGACGAUGGAGGACAUGGACACGCUGAUCGGGGCCCUCCACGCGGCCGACAUCUCCAUCGUCCUGGACCUCCCGCUGACCAACCUCUUCCUCCGCCCGCACGAGCUCGGGGUGUCCGACGCCAGCCCCACCGAGAGCUCCGAGAUCAGCAACAUCGAGAACAUCAUGAACUUCUGGCUCGAUCGCGGAGUCGACGGUUUCUACGUGAAAGGCCUCGAACACUUCACUUCCAGUCCCUUCUUUGUCAGAGAUGUUUCCAACUGGAAGGCUGUUCUCAGGUACUACUCCACGUUCUACCGGCCGAAGAUCAUGAUGUGCUCAAACACGGUUCUGACGAAACUCAUGCACGAAUACCCGCUGGAGGACGACCGGCUGGCGACGGUGCUGCGCUCCUUCGACCUGGUCGACGUCUUCCUCAACGUGACGGAGCCGGUGGGCUUGCGGGCGCAGAUCAACGGCGUGCUGCGCGGCGUGACGUUCAGCCGGAUGGACUACCCGUGGGUCCACUGGAACGUGGGCAACGUCGAGACGUCGCGGAUCGCCACCCGGGUCGAGGCCCUCAACGCGUCCCUGGCCGCCCUCUUCAUCAACCUCAUGCUCCCCGGCACGCCCUCCAUCUUCUACGGCGACGAGAUCGGCCUCACCAACAUCGUCGACCACAAGAAAGAGUUUUUGGAUGUGCAUCACCUUCACCAGGUGCCACCGAUGCAUUGGGGAAAUGAUACGAGCUUUUCGGGGGCGCACGACUAUUCGUGGAUUCCGAAGGGCCAGGCGCUCAUGAUCAGCCGCGUCAACACCAUCUCCAACAUCCUCGAAGUCCGGGACAAAACGCCAGCCAUGUACACGCGCGGCACCGUCAAGAACCACGAAAUCUUCCUCAACUGCGCUGUUGACAGGUAUUCAGACGAAUACUUACUAACCGUGGAGCGGACUUAUCCUAGAAGGCAUUCAGUGGCCCUCAUCACGAAUCUGAGAGAGCAGCCUCAGACAAGGGACCUCUCGUCUAUAUACUUCGGUGGCUACGUGCUCGGAGGUAUAAGUCACUACCUGGAUGGCCAGUACCUUCAGUUCCACUCUUUGACCGUUUUCCCUGGCGAGGCGCUCAUUGUCAAACUCGACAAGUGAACAGACAACAGGAACAAAGAAACGUAUUGAAAAAACGCGGACCUACUAUGGUACUGUCGAGGACCAUAAGUUGUUUUUUAAAAGUCCCGCUGUAAACAGAUACUCUCUACUUGAUGUCCUCCAUAGAUCCGAGGUCCACUGCGGACUGCAGGUGCGCUACAAUUGCUCACCCGAAAGGCCCUCCAUCCCUCCAAGAGGAAUUCUAACCGUUCAUUUUAGAAAUGUGACGCAUAAAUAAGUCGUUUGGGUCGAAUUCUUACUUCUCAGCUGAAUCAUUUACUGGCUCAUUCGACGACCUAUAUGUAGAUCCAAUGAUCAGAUCAAGGCGAAACAGUGCAUUUGAUUGAAACGCGUAUGAAUAAUUUGAUUCACAUUAACCAUCUAAUGGGAAAGAACAUACAGUUAACAUCCCGAAUGUGUAAGUAACGUUGCGUACGUACAAAAUUAGCUAAAAUUUUCGUUUAGAAGACAAUUUUUACGGAAAAUGAGAGCGAAAAAUAGGAUCGGAUACUUUUUUACAUUUAAAAUGGAAUUCUGUCAACCAUGAUUCACAGUUACACAGUUUUAACGAGAAUACUCAGGGUGUAACAUUUAGUUCUUUACUCCCGAGGAAGUUACAUUUAUGACGAUUUUUUUAAAAAAUUAAUGAUUCUUCUGAUUCGAGAAUAUAAUUAUCUCUCGUCUCGAAAAUGGUGGAAACUCUGUUCUUUGAAAUAGUAAUAUACUGAUGCGCGCUCUAGUGUAUGGAGCAAAUAGGUUACUAUACUAAACAUUUAAUACAAAAAGUGUUUUUUCAGAUAUGAAUAACAUUUAAUUUUUAAUCAUCGUGAAAAGGGGGCACAACGUGGCAAAAUACGAUAGAAAUAAAAUUUAUUUUGUUACCUUCUUAUUACCAAACCAGUAUCAUCAUAAAGGUGAUACUGCACAUACGAAGAAGACGUAUUUGAGCUAUACGUCGCUUAGUGAAGACUCCUGGAUUCUCAUCCUCCUAAAUCUUUCCUAAUCUUGAAAAAUCGACCAGAAAAAUAUUUUUCUAAACGGUAGUCGUAGUUUUACGUGAUUAGUCAAUAAGUUUAUGUUAAGCAAACACGGAUAUCACUUUUUACGAUAAAUUUAAGAGUAAAUUUUAAGAACGGAAUUUGAACUUGAUUCGUGACAUUAUGAUUUUCUCUCUCAGUGAAGGCAAAACAGAAUUUUUAGUCAUUAUGAGACAAAUUCUUGAAAAAAAUGGAGGAAUAAAAGUCUAAUUAAUGAGCAUUCGCCAUCCGCUUGAAUGUUUAUGUAAUGUAGAAUUGCAGAUUCAACGAAGGAUUACAAUAUAACAUAAUAAAUAAAACAGCACUGUCACAUUUGGGAGCAAAAAACUCACUGGCCGAGGAGGAUGAUUUUUUCUGUACUUAAAAGUCCUACAUGAGAAAAACAAAUCAAAGGGGCUUUGUGCCCUCAGGAAGUUUAUAUAAAAAAUCCUUACUUAUGGAUAGCUUACUCAUAGAUAAUCAUUCAAUGAGUUAGAGGUAAUACAUACGAUAAUAUCACCGAAUCGUAUUAUCAUUGCCCAUAUACUCUCUUUUCGUUUUUCUACAUUUAAGUUUGAACGACAUUAAACCUCCAUUUUGUUUUCAUUUGCUCAAAGUUGAUCAUGGUUAAGGUCAAGUUUUCUUUGGUCCAAUCUUCAACGUUACGAUGGAUUUGGUAAAAUUUUAAGGUGAUACUAUUUUGUAUUAUUUUUAUUCAAUACUGGAACAGGUUUGAGGUAAGGAAAUUCAUGACAAGUUGAAAUAAAUUGGUGCUAUUUUACUUGACAGGCUAUAAAAUAGCCUUCUAUCUGUAUUAAUUUAUUUAUAUCAAUCAAUGUUCUUUACCUCGGAAAUGUAGCAGAUGAGCGGUUUUUAUAAUGUUUGUGACUCCCGGAGAAAGCAUUCUAACAAAAUGAGAAGAAAAGGAAAUCAAAAUUUCAGAUCAGAUUAGGUAAAUAAAUACAAAAAAAAAUCGUGAUCGGAGUUUUAGUUAAGUAGUUUGAUAUUUAAUUUAUACAUCAGAUUAUUUGGAUGUCGCCAGCUAGUCUCGUUUAAAUUGACAGAAAUGUAAUGUAAGACCUGCUUUCUCUCGGAAGAUUCACGCUUUCUUUAUACAUGUCAUCUAUGCUGUGUCUGUUAAUCACUGAUUCACCUCUGAUAAUUUUUACAGAGUAUUUUAAUAAACGUUUUUAUUUGUUCA
Messenger RNA from Bemisia tabaci, 4228 nucleotides. RefSeq names its product kelch-like protein 10 (gene klhl10). The record is from RefSeq and is a predicted model, not a curated record. Gene Ontology annotation, molecular function: protein binding. Gene Ontology annotation, biological process: carbohydrate metabolic process. NCBI's taxonomy places the organism in Eukaryota, Metazoa, Arthropoda, Insecta, Hemiptera, Aleyrodidae.